Molecule: messenger RNA, 2032 nt
Organism: Rosa chinensis
Lineage: Eukaryota; Viridiplantae; Streptophyta; Magnoliopsida; Rosales; Rosaceae
Product: double-stranded RNA-binding protein 3
Exons: 4
Coding region: 289-1761 (490 amino acids)
Molecular function (GO): double-stranded RNA binding
Source: RefSeq, a predicted model, not a curated record
GUUAGUUGGGUUGGCUAGUUAUUUCCUUUCUCUGUUCUUCUCCAACUCCACACAGACACAAGUAUUAACUCACUCAUUAUUACUAUUAGAUGCUUUUGCUUUCUUCCAGAGAGACAAGUCUCCCUCCCAAGAAUCUAUUCUAAGUUUCUUGGCCAAUGUAAAUUGCUAGCAGUUAGAAAUCUGGUGAUACUAAUUAAGUAAUGAUGGACAUGAAUGGAUUCCUUUCUUGCUGAUCAUGUAGAUAUUUGAUGAUAUAAUUGGGUGCUGCGAUUGUAUUUGAAAACCGAUAUGUAUAAGAACCAGCUGCAGGAACUUGCACAGAGAAGCUGUUUCAACCUGCCUUCAUAUUCUUGCAUCAGAGAAGGACCAAAUCAUGCACCAAGAUUCAAAGCUUCUGUUAACUUCAACGGUGAGAUCUUCGACAGCCCAAACUACUGCACCACACUGAGACAAGCAGAGCAUUCUGCUGCUGAAGUAGCCCUCAAUGUUCUUUCCACUAGAGGCCCUUCAAGGUCUUUAACUGCAAGAGUUCUUGAUGAAACUGGAAUAUACAAAAACCUGCUUCAAGAAACUGCUCGCAGAGCUGGGCUGAAGCUGCCUGUAUACACUAUUGUGAGAUCAGGGCCAGGGCAUGUACCAACUUUCACUUGUAGUGUAGAGCUUGCUGGCAUGAAUUUUAAUGGGGAGGCAGCAAAGACCAAGAAGCAAGCUGAAAAGAAUGCAGCAAUUGCUGCCUGGUCUGCCUUGAAAAGAAUCUCACUGGUGGCAGACAAAGAAGGAGAGAGUAGUGGUGAUCAAGAACAGCAGGAGCAAGCAGUUGUGACAAGGCUGCUCUCAAACAAAGAAGACCAUAGCAGACAGUUGAGGAGGAGACCAGAUCCUCAAACUCAAGCAAGGAGAAGAACUGUGAGGGGUGCUCAUAAUCAUAGUCAUAGUUAUAGGUACAACAAUGCCUCCACCUCCACCUCCACCUCCACCUCCACCUCCACAAACUCUCUAGUACAGAACCUACAGCAUUGGAGGCUCAUAGAUGAUCUGUUAACGGAUUUGGUUCCUCGAGUUUCAAGUAAUUCACAGAAACAAAGCAGCUUUGCGUCUCUUCUCCCUCCACCGCCACCGCGAAAGGAGUCCAAGAUUUUUCCACCAACAGCUACACUCAACAAAUCAAACAAUUCCUCCUACUACAAUUCCAGUUAUAAUAGGCCUGUUCCUGUCCAAAUGAGGGGCGGUGGUAGAUCACAGGUUGUUCCACCUCCAUUGGAAGACCACCAAAAGGAUGAGGAAGAAUGGCGUGGUACAAAGUCAGAUAGCUUGAUCGGUAAGAUGCCCAAUACUGAAAAGGAAGGUCAUAGUCCUAGCCCUAGUAAUUAUUUUUCAAAUCCAAGCAGUCCUGUAUUUGGUUCCAGUGUUGCACACAUCAGGCAAUUUCCUAUGUCCCCAAAUCCAGUUAAGGCACCAACUACUAGUGCAAGUGCAAGUUCAAGUUCCCUCCUGGGCAGAAGAAGCAUGUACACUCAAGGGUUCAAUCCUUACGGUCAUAGGGUUGCCCCAGCAGUUCAUAUCAGAUCGGUGAUUCCUGUUUGUGCAGCACCAUCUGUAGCAGUGAGGCCCUUAGUAGUAACUCCAUCAUACCCACCACCAUUGCCAAUAUUACCAAGAAUGAAAGAAACUUGUAGCACCAGUUCCGGUCCUGGUACUAGUGCUAGUACUAGUUCACAACCAGCAGCAGUAGCAGUCCUGAAAGAGAGUGAUUCUACAUGAACCUCGAAUCCUCGAUCGACGCAACCACCAUCAUUUCCAGCAGCUCAAAGUUUUCACUUGCCUAUUAAGUAAUCAGUACGUACGUAGCAAACUCAAGUGAGUGCAACUGAUCGAGCUGGCGGAGUUGUGAUGAGCGAGUUGAACAAUUAGUAGAAUUAAGAUGAUAAUUUACAGUUUGUCUUUGUUGUCAUGCAUCUCCAAUCGAUGAUAUCAUGGUGAAGUUUUGUAAAAGCUCUUGUAUGAUGUAUAAUUAUCACCUAAGUAAGCUGCU